AUGAGACAAGAUCCAGUCCCUGACCCUCCGCCCCAGCGCAGUGGAACAAGGCACAUGCCAGUGCACUUGGAGAGGACACACCUUGUUACUUUUGCAGUUCUGGUGGCUGCUCAUGCCCUCACCCUCGAAGCACGUGCCAAGGAAAUACAGGUGGCACGAGGGAACAACGUUACUCUCCACUGUCAUUUUCAAACUGAGGCUUUUUUUGGCUCAGGAGAUGUUGUUUUCUGGAGGAAAAUCAAUAGUGCACUAAAUCAAGAUGAUUCUGUCACUAGGUAUUUUGAUGGACUUGUACAGUGUGGCAAGGGCUAUGAAAACCAUAUACAAUUUAGUGGUGAUGUAAACAAAGAGAACAUCAGUAUCACCAUCAAUGCAGUGUUGACCAUGGAAGACAAUGGGACAUACGCAUGCAACGUUUGUCUGCGGAAUGACACCCCCCCCGCCAAGCAGACUGCAACCUUGGCUCUUUUAGUCCUUGUUGCACUAUCCAAGCCAGAAUGCAAGAUUUUGGGGAUAGCAGAAUAUGGACUCAAUCUGACCUGCACUUCUCAUGAGGACUCCCCAAACCGACAGACCUGGCAAAGCUUCAAUGUACAAAAUAAACCUGAAAUCCUAAGAGCUGCAACAGGGGAACAGACAACUCUGAAGAACAUCUCAGCGGAUACUUGGUUUUACAUCUUCAUUUCAACCAACAUUGCAGGAAAGGAAUUUUGCAAGAUGACAGUCAGCGUUGUACCAGUGUCCAUGAACAUAGUUCUUUACGCUGGCAAUGGUGGGACCAUUGCUGCACUUACAGUUAUCGGUAUUUUAGCCUAUUGCUGCUGCUGUUGGGUGGACAAAGACAGGAACUAUGACAUGACGGGGUGAGAAGCUAGAAACGAACCCUCUAAGGAGAUGCCUACGAGGAAUUGGAGAGCAGAGGAUGAUGUUGAAGAUGAAUGA
This is a messenger RNA of Phalacrocorax carbo (great cormorant), 942 nucleotides long. Lineage: Eukaryota; Metazoa; Chordata; Aves; Suliformes; Phalacrocoracidae. The record is from RefSeq and is a predicted model, not a curated record.